Molecule: messenger RNA, 690 nt
Organism: Staurois parvus
Lineage: Eukaryota; Metazoa; Chordata; Amphibia; Anura; Ranidae
Source: the annotation of a GenBank genome assembly
AUGGAACCCCCUGGACCACCUGAAAGGAGUCUGAGCUGGAAUGCAAUGGAGCAGAUCAGAUAUUUGAAACAGGAGUUCCCUGAAGAGUGGACUUUACAGCGGCUUGCUUCUGGAUUUAAUGUUAGUACUGAUGUCAUCAGGAGAGUACUGAAGUCAAAAUUUGUCCCAUCACAAGCUCGGAAGAUGAAGCAGGAUGCUGUUGUUUCCAGUCGCCUUGGGCAGCUCUCCUCAAAGACAAAGCAGGACCAGCUUAAGUUGAUGUCUUCUAAACAUCCAACACAACCCAUCUUAUUGGGAUGGGAAUAGUGACAGGCAGCUGCUAGUCAGUCACUCAUCAGCGCUUCUUCCUUCUCCCAAAACAUCUGACAUCUCUCAUGUAGCUGUGCAGAGAGAGGGUGCGCAGAGACACUUACAUAAUUCCCUAGUACCUCAAAGCACCCUUCACAAGGUCCAGGAGGCUACACCUUCUCUAGCUGGGACUAGUGCAAAUCCAAGCAGACAGGAAGAACCUGUGCUGAGUGUGCCUGUGGAAGAGGAGUGGAAGACACUUGAUGAGAUGUGGGAUGGGGAGAUAUUAAGUGAUCGUGAACUGGAAGAAUUAGCAAACAGUGGACUUGAAAAUAAGAUACAAGUUGUACAAAAAGGGAGAGAAUAUUUUGAUAGUGAUGGCAAUUUUCUCUACGAAUCUGA